AUGGACAAGUAUCAUGUCCCCACUAUGGCCACUUCUCCACUCUCCUCGAUUGGCGUGUUCCACACUACAAAGAUCAUCGUCACUGAUCCCUCCAAGUUCAUCUUUGUUGGCUCAAUUCCUGAGUCCAUGUAUGCUUGUGUAUCAGAGGAGAGCCACAUCAUCAAGACCUACAAGGAGUUUCUUCCUUCAGGUCCAAGAGAGCUAACUGUAGAGAUGCUUCAGUCCAUCAACGACACAGACAAACCUGUUACCACGGGCAAGAAACCAGAGAAAUGGAAAGGAAAGAAAGUGGUCAAAGGGGAGAAAGGCCAUACUCCUAAGAAGAGAAAAUCAAAAAAGGCAGCCCAAUCACCUCCACCGAAGAAGAAGAAGAAGAAAACACAGCCUAAAAGAAAACUUGUUCUUGCUUCUUCCUCAAGCGAAUCAGAGGAUGAAAGUUUAGACUCAGAGGGGUCGAUUCGAGGCGACUCUCAUCCCCGUUCGACUUCACAUGAGCACAUCGGGGAACUUCACGAGAAGAUUGAUAAUCUCAUCGCUUCUUCCUCUUCCUCUCGGUCCCAUAUCUCGGAAGCAGCCAUUCAAGGGAUGGUCGAUACUUUCACCAAGGCACACGAAGCCUCCAUCAACUCUGUUAUUGUUGCUAUAGAUGCAUCAACAAAGGCUUGUGCUGCUACGACUGAAAAAGUCGAAAAACUAUUUCGAGAUGAUACCCUCGUUUUGGAGUCUUUGCAGGGGGCAGCCGAGUCUAAUGCAACGAAGGUUAAUUCGGUUGUUGAGAAGUUGGCUACUUCCUUUGAAACAAAACAACACCACUUUGCCAGUCUUCGUCAGACCCUAGAAGCAGACAACAAAUCUUUCCAGACAACCGUUGAUGAUCGCCUGACCAAGCUCCAAGAAGACCUUGCCACGGAAAAUUCUGUGAUGGAUGCGCUUGCACGCAAAACAACUGCGCUAAAAACCAAGAGUCUUCAACUUUCCCAAACUGAGAAGGAGGUUGAUUAUCUUCGGUCCGAGCGUGCUGUGAUUAAGAGUUGUGUUUCGGAUGUCCACGGAGCCCUCUCGAACAUCAUUGAAGCGCAUGACCCGAUUCUCAACUACUCAGUGAGGCGAACUCUUGCUGAGAAACUUGCUUCUGCCCUUGCCAUGCUUAGCAGAAUUGAGGGGCUUCCUGAGCCAGUGGUCCAUCCAAAACAAGGGGGAGAAGGAGCUUCAAAGGACAGUAAUCAAUCUCAACCUCCUCCUGUUUCCACAGCUCAAUCCCAACCGCCUCCAAUUUCUUCAUCAGUUCCAACUAAAGCAACCGAACCACCAACAACUGGUCAUGCAUCAGGUUCGGGUACUCAAGACAAAGGCAAAAAGGUUCUCGAUGACAGUGAUGGAGACAAAGACAAAGAAACCAUUGCAAAUAUUUUGAAGAAACAGGCCAGGGACAAGGAUCUGUACAUGAAUGCUCGGAUGAAUAUGGCAGUAGGUGGGGGAGGUGGUGGCGAUGGUAGGGGUAGCAGAGGCAGUGACAGUGAUGGUAUUAGUGGUGGUUGCGGUGGCAGGGGUAGUGGUGGCAGUAAUUGUGAAAAUGGUGGUGGUGGUGAUGGUGGCAAUGGCGGUAGAUGGCAGAGGUGUUGA
This is a messenger RNA of Lactuca sativa (garden lettuce), 1623 nucleotides long. The record is from RefSeq and is a predicted model, not a curated record. NCBI's taxonomy places the organism in Eukaryota, Viridiplantae, Streptophyta, Magnoliopsida, Asterales, Asteraceae.